AUGACUGAACUAAAUUAUGAAAGUUCUAUUUAUGAUGAUCAAGAUGUAUUUGCUUCAACCUCAACACAAGCUCCUGUAAUUAGUCCUAUUUGCAAUGAUCAAGAUGUAUCUGCUUCAACCUCAACACAAGCUCCUGUAAUUAACACUAUUUGCAAUGAUCAAGAUGUAUCUGCUUCAACCUCAACACAAGCUCCCAUAAUUAACCUUAUUUGCAAUGAUCAAGAUAUAUCUACUUCAACCUCAACACAAGCUCCUCUUCAGAUGCCUGAAGUUGUAACUUCAGUGAUGACUGACAGCAAUUUAUUUGAUAAUGAAUCAGAUGGAUUAGAUGAUCUAUCUGAUUCAGUGGAAUUGAUUUCAGGACUUACCUUUUCCAAUUGGGAAGAAUUCAAGAUUUGGUUAAAUGGAUUCGUAUUAAAGAAUAGAUUUAGUUAUAAAGUUAGAACAAGUGAAAUAACUAAUGGUGUAAUGAAAAGAGCUACUUAUAAAUGUACUAAAUCUAGUUUACAUGUUCCGCAAGUUACAUCAGACCCAACAAAGAGUCCAGAGGAGGCAGAUGCUUCCCAAAUGUUACAGUUACUACUAGAUUGGAAGGACUUAGAGCUAUUAUGGGUUGUAAAGCCUUGUUUAGAUUCAGUUUCAAGGCGAUUGAACUCUCUUUUUUGGAUGUCUCCUAUUCAAAGAGAGUUAUAUAGUAAAUAUAAUGAUGUGAUAGUAGUGGAUACUACUUAUAACACCAACUGGUUUAGAAUGUUGCUUUGUAUUAUAGCUAUCAUUGAUAAUAACUAUAAAACUAGAAUCGUUGCAAGUGCUAUAAUAGAAGAUAAAACACUAGAUACUUACCAAUAG
Messenger RNA from Racocetra persica, 849 nucleotides. Lineage: Eukaryota; Fungi; Glomeromycota; Glomeromycetes; Diversisporales; Gigasporaceae. The record is from the annotation of a GenBank genome assembly.